AUGCUGGUCAUCAAGCAGAGCGGCGAGACGGUCUACACACUGGAGGAUGAGCGGUCGGAGCAGCACAGAGCAGAGGAGACAUGUUUCAGACUGGAAAAGGAGAAACGGAUGUUCAAGAUGAAGUUCAGAAGAACGAGAGAAAAGCUAGAGCACUUUGAUGAUGGGCAGGAGACAAGACAGUUGGACGAGUGGCUGGAGGACUCGUUGGACCGAGUGGCUGACCUCACAGCACAAAACGAACUGCUCAAGUCUCUGAACAAACUCAAACAAACUGAGAUCCACCGGUUGAGGAUGAAGAUCGACAGAAUGGAUGAGGAGAGAGAUGACAAGCUGUCUGAGCUCAAGUUUCUGUUGGCCCAGAAGAGCCGAGAAAGCGAGCGCCUCAGUACCGAGCUGAGCAACCUCCGCUCCCAGGUGUCUGAAGACGAAGAACUCACCCACAAGCUGACUCAUGUCGAAGCCCUCAGGAAGAAAGACUGGGAGGAGAUCCAGUGGCUGAGAGAGUCGGUCAGCGAGCUCCUAGACAAACACUGUGUGGACACAGAAAUGGUGGAUCCGGUCACUGAGCAGCGCCUUGACGAGCAGCAGGAAGAGUUAGAGACUCAGCAGAGAGCACUGCAGGGUGCUAUGUGUCACCUCGAAGAAGCUCAUCUUCUCAUCAUUGACAAGGAUGAGCAGAUCGCAUUGAAAAACCACGAAAACGCCAGUCAAAAGAAAAUAAUCGAAGAGUUGGAGACGCACAACUGUUGCUUGCGACAGUCAGUGAAAAACCUUCAAGUUCAGCUGGAGAACCGGCACGAGGAGGAGAUCCUGGCCGGUGUCAAGAACCUCCUGCAGGAGUGUACCUUCUCUACAUUUUCUAUCCACGUAAGUGAUACCAUAGAAGGCAGCGUUUGGAGUGAAAACACUCCAGAAACAAAGCCACUGAGUACACGCAAUAAGAACAUGAAGCUCCUGGAGAACCAGCUAGGUCAGAACCAGGGUCAGGAAUUGAUCUUUGGCGCUGAGGAGCACAGCAAUGAGAGUUUAUUAAAGACUGAGAAAGAGAUCCAAGAUUCUCCAUUGGAAACAAAACCUGAGAGCCUCCUGGUAACAGAUGAGAAAGAUAUAGAGAGUCAGUGUUGCCCGAUAAUCCCUAGACCUAUAUCAGCUGAGGAAGACCGCAAAAACCUCUUGGAGGCAGAACCCAAAAAUGAAAUGAGGACUGAAACUUUCCUGGAUGCACAACUUGAAGGUCAGGGCCAAGGGUCGAUCACAGAAACUCCAACUGCAGGGCACAACAAAGAGAUCCUUCUGGAGAAAAACGUAGAGGAGCCAAGUGAUCAGACCAUUGACAGUCCCCCAGAAAGAAAACAUCAAAAUCAUCCAGACAAGGCUCAAGUUGAGGAAAAGCAAAUGCUUGAAAACCAGGGUCAUGAAAGUUCAGCGGAAAGAGAAAAUGUCAACCUCACAGAGAUGUUCGGGGAGACAGAACCAGGUGAGCAAAUUCAAAAGAGUCCACCGGAGCCUGAUUCAGGAGAGCUCCCCAGGGAAAGGCACGCAGCUCAGAAACAGGAGGCUGCCCAUAGGAAACAACAGGAAGGUCAAAAGAAGGGCCAAGAGAUCCUCCUGGAGAUAGCCUCUAAUGGAAGCUCCACAGGGACAGAAACAGACUGUCAGAGCCAGACAAGCAACCCAGAGAUUGAAGCUGAAGGCCAGAGUGAAAACACUCCUCAAAGAGUGGAGACGGCUGAUCAGAGUGAAGCGAUCUCCCCAGAGGUGGGGCUUGAGGACUUUAGUGAAGACACAUUCCAAGAAGUGGAUCAUACGGAUCAGAGCAAAAACACCUCCAAGGACAUGGGGUCUAAACAGGGCCAUCAGAGACUGCUAGCCAAAGUGUCCAGACGAGGAACUCGAAGACCCAAGAGGCGAGAUGGCCAUGAAAAAGAACCAGAGGAACCCAGCCUUGAACUUCCUCAGGACAAUGCACGACCUGGGCGUCAGAGUCGCAAGCCUGUAUUUAAGCUACGCCAAAGUAUUAUAUCCAUUGCUGAUAUUCUGCGCAUCCGGCCGCGGUACAACUACAGACGUUUGGAUGACCUCGCAUCGCUGCCACUUAUCAGUGAAUCGUACGAUUGUCCCUGA
Synchiropus splendidus (mandarinfish) is the source of this 2124-nucleotide messenger RNA. RefSeq lists its product as uncharacterized. The transcript has 2 exons. The record is from RefSeq and is a predicted model, not a curated record. Lineage: Eukaryota; Metazoa; Chordata; Actinopteri; Syngnathiformes; Callionymidae. Bases 1 to 2124 code for a protein of 707 amino acids.